AUGGCGGAUCCUCUGAGCAUCGCUGCCUCCGUGAUUGCUGUUACUAUAUCUGCCAUUCAGUCAACGCAGUCGCUCUGCGAAACUGUCAAACGCUUCAAAGAUCGCGAUAGAGCUCUACACGGGCUUCAAAACGAGCUCGAGGAUCUUGCCCUGAUUCUGGGCUCAUUGGCAGAAGUAACCAGUGCUGAGACGUCAAGCUCCGAGUAA
Penicillium cinerascens is the source of this 207-nucleotide messenger RNA. RefSeq lists its product as uncharacterized. The transcript has a single exon. NCBI's taxonomy places the organism in Eukaryota, Fungi, Ascomycota, Eurotiomycetes, Eurotiales, Aspergillaceae. The coding region runs from base 1 to 207 and encodes 68 amino acids. The record is from RefSeq and is a predicted model, not a curated record.